AUGUUCUCCACUUCUCUCCUCGUGAGCGCCCUGCUCGCCAUCCACACAGCUGCCCAAACACCCCCAGCGUACACAACUCCCACAACAACCGAACAGCAAUUCCCUAUUACCACUACUCUCCACGUCUCAACCUCAACGAACGUGACUACAACGGUUACCCUCUUGACUACUCACAGCGCCAACAGUCCUGGAUCAACUGUCCAGACACAAUCGCCGGCAUCUUACACGUCUCUCACAGCCUCACCCGACAAUACGUCUGGAACAAAUUCUGGCGGAGAGUCGACAAGUGGCACCCAGUCUGAGUCGAUCAUCAUCACAAUAUCAAAUGGCGGCACUUUGACGACUACCGGCAUCCUGUCAACACCAGCUGUGACUGAAACAGUACCUUCAAGCCCGACAACAGUACCAAGUGAAUCGAUGGUCACCAGCACAGCACCAGCUGAUCCUCACUCCCAAACUACAACAUUGUCGUCCAAUGGACAGGGCAGUGAAACAGCGGCCACUAGCUCUGUACCAGACUCGACUGCAUCGCAGAGCUUUCAACAGACUGGCACAAGCUUUGUAACUACCACAGACUCAACUGGAUCGAGUUUCCAGCAGACAAGUACGAGCCCUACCACUGCCGGAGACCCAAGUGGAUCUUCGAGCGGUCAGCCGGUGAUCACAAGCUCUGCCACUACCACAGAAUCGGCUGGUUCUCUGAGCUCAGCCACCUCAGAUUCAACUGAGAGUUCGAGCGGGCAGCAAACGAGUACAAGCUUUGGGACUACCGCAGACUCAGCUACAUCUCCAGGUGACCAGCAGACGAGCACGACCCCACCUGCAACAAGCUCAAGUGGAUUUCCGAGCGAUGACCAGACGACCACGAGCGGCAUCAGUACCGGCACGUUCACAUCAAGUAGCCAAGCAACUUCUGAUACUUUGCCCUCGACAACGCAGCAAGGUGUACAGAUCACCCUCAAUCCCGAAUGGACCAUCACAGGGGAUGCUUCUGGAAUCGUUGUUGGUACUUCGACCUUGUCGCCUGGUGGCGCUGGGUUCACGAGCGGUACUGUCACGAUUUCGCUGGCUCCUGGGGGAGUGGUUGUUGUCGACGGCAGUUCAACUACUCUGGCCUCGUCGACCACCAAUCCUUCGACCACCAAUCCUUCGAUCACCAAUGAUUCGCCUACCACAUCAGCGGAAGCAGGUGUGCAGAUAAGUGUCGACCCCGAGCUGACAAUCUCCGAAGACGCGUCUGGGAUCGUUAUUGGUACCACUACUCUGUUGCCUGGUGGCCCUGGCUUCACCAGUGGGACUGUAUCGGCCUCACUCGCCCCAAGCGGAGUAGUCGUUGUUGAUGGCAGCACGACUACAUUGCCCGCAUUGAGCACAGGUGGCCAGUCUUCCCCCGCACCAUCCAGUCAGACCGACCUACCUAUUUCUGGGUCUCCACCAUCCUUGACCAGCCGGACUUCGACUCCUCCUGCCCCUUUACCUUCACUGCCGUCUCCUGCGCCACCUACUGCACCACCACAGUCUCCUUCAUUGCCACCAUUACAGUCGUCGUCUACAACAGCGCCUCCGGGUUUUCCGACAGUGCCACCGUUCUCAGCAUUGCCUUCUCCCACGUCAUCAUCAACGCCUGAUGCAACUGAUAUCAAAGCUCUGGUGGAAAUUAUUGUGAGCCUACUACGACGCACAACGCCAGGUCUCCAAGACUGGGUCAGAGGAGUCGACAUCGAUCCAAAACCCAUAAUCGAGGGGUUGAGAACGAUUUCACACAUGGCUGAGGAAACUUCGAAGGGAAUCACCGGCGGUGAUAGAGGCGGAGGAUGCCUGGACUCAUUGUUUGGUGCAUUCAAUUGCAUCAUAGACAUUGGCACGAAGGCGAUAACCUCGAUCUCAAGAGGUGUUCACGCUGAACUUCAAGAAAUACUGGAUACCCUGAUUGAUAUCACCAAAAUUCUCCCCGAACUGGCGAAAGGUUCAGACAAGGCACCAGAGGAAGACCCGGAAAAUGAAGAACAGAGCUCGACGAGCUCCUGCUCAGCCGGAACAACGACUGUCAGCAGCUGCCUUGUGGGCUGCUCGGUAUCUCUCACAAGCGUGGCCAACUCACAAUCGUUCACUACAAUCUGCUCUACAACUAGCUGUGUCACAGAGACCUGCUGUGAUCUCGAACCUACAACAACGUCCUCCAUCAUAGAGCCUUCCGACAUCGCCUGCCCGCUGGCUCUCCCGAGACUAUACAACGCACCGGCAACUUAUAACUCCUUUGGCAUAGCAAUACCUCCGUGGCUCACCUUGCCGCCAGUGCCGGACGAGCCAGAACCCUUCACAGCCGCUCCGGCUAGUUCGCAGUCAGCUGCGCAGGCAUCGAGCACGACUACAUCAUCUUUGUCAUUCUCUUACGUCCCGGAUUCGACCACAUCUUAUGACCCGUUGACUGUAUCGUUCUCUUUCGUCCCGGAUCCCACCACCUCGACUUCCAUCGCGCCUUCGAUCUCCGCCACGGCCCUUCCUGAUUUCCGAGACUUGAAACACUUGGGAGACGUCACACGGAAAUGCUACGACCCUGCAAAAUUCCGUGGGCACGGUGACGUUCACGAUGGAAACGUAAACAUGUUCGCCGACAAGGUCUGUAAGAAAUUUGGCGACUUGGAGUUGACUCCCGAGAGUAAGCCAUUCAUCCAUAGAGAACAAGCAUCCGGUGGUGAUCAGAUCAACAUCGAUUUCGUCGUCUCGUGGAUUCCGGGAUGCAGGCUGAGAGAUGGAAAUGGCGAACUCGUUGACAAGCAGAAGAUUGAUUUCAAGUGGUACCCUGAGAAAGAGAACCCUCAUGGGGUGGACUGGGAUGCAUCGGCAUGCAUUGCGAUCUUCAUGACGAAUCAUGCGGGAUGUAACAAUGAGGGUGUCGGUGGCAGCACGGAUGCUGGGUGUUUGAGAUACACGACUACCGGGGGCAGGGGCGAGCCAAUCGAGGACUAUAUGGAUGACAUUGUGCCGACACUGCCACCAUAA
Messenger RNA from Cercospora beticola, 3003 nucleotides. NCBI's taxonomy places the organism in Eukaryota, Fungi, Ascomycota, Dothideomycetes, Mycosphaerellales, Mycosphaerellaceae. The record is from RefSeq and is a predicted model, not a curated record.